This is a messenger RNA of Cuscuta epithymum, 2473 nucleotides long. The record is from the annotation of a GenBank genome assembly. Lineage: Eukaryota; Viridiplantae; Streptophyta; Magnoliopsida; Solanales; Convolvulaceae.
GGGUUAUGUGUAAUGCAUCUCUUUCUCAUCUGACAGUUAAUGCCCCGACCGUUUUCUUCCAUUUCUUCCAACUUCUAGCAUUUUUUGAAAGGCUUCUUCUAGCAUUAUUCCAUCAAUUCCAUUUAUGUAAAAUAUAUUAUUAUAUAUAUUGACAAUUCUUUCUUGGACAUGAUAGUAUAUUAGUAUAUGUUGUUCUGAUUGUGGGUUCUUGAGGAGAUGAGAGAGAGAGAAAUGGAUGUGAUGAAAUGUGCAGAAACAAAGAUUGUUAUGGUACUAUUAUUGUGGCUGCUGGUGGGGUUCAUCAUAUUUGGUGCAGCAGAGGGGGGAGAGUACAACUACGAGAGCAUGAAGUACAAGGACCCCAAGCAGCCUCUGGAAGCAAGAGUUGGAGACUUGAUGAAGAGGAUGACCCUUGAGGAGAAGAUUGGGCAGAUGACUCAGAUUGAGAGGAAAGUUGCCACUUCUCAUGUUAUGAAACAAUUCUUUAUAGGGAGUCUUGUGAGUGGAGGAGGGAGUGUGCCAGCACCUAAGGCAUCAGCUCAGCAAUGGAUCAACAUGGUUAAUGAGUUUCAGAGAGCUUCUCGAUCCACUCGCCUUGCCAUUCCAAUGAUUUAUGGAAUCGAUGCUGUUCACGGCAACAAUAAUGUUUACAAGGCUACCAUUUUUCCUCACAAUGUUGGGCUUGGCGUUACCAGGGAUCCAGAAUUGGUGAAAAGGAUUGGAGCUGCAACAGCACUUGAAGUUAGAGCCACUGGAAUUAAUUAUGCUUUUGCUCCUUGCAUUGCAGUAUGUAGAGAUCCGAGAUGGGGUCGUUGUUACGAAAGCUAUAGCGAAGAUCAUAAGAUUGUGCAGAUGAUGACUGAGAUUAUUCCCGGUUUACAAGGAGAUCCCCCGCCUAAUUCUUUGGGGUUUCCAUUUGUUGCAGCAGGAAAGACAAAAGUUUUAGGAUGUGCCAAACAUUUUGUCGGGGAUGGCGGUACAAUAAAGGGCAUCGACGAGAACAACACCAUAAUUGACAUGAAUGGUCUCCUAAACAUUCACAUGCCAGCUUACUAUGAUGCAAUCAGGAAGGGUGUUGCAACUGUUAUGGUUUCAUACUCGAGCUGGAAUGGCAGGAAAAUGCAUGCUAACCGCGAUAUGAUAACUGGAUUCCUCAAGAACAAGCUCAAGUUCAAGGGGUUUGUCAUUUCAGAUUGGGAAGGCCUCGACAGGAUUACUAGUCCCCCUCAUGCUAAUUAUUCUGACUCUGUUAAAGCAGGAGUUCUUGCAGGAAUUGACAUGGUAAUGGUGCCAUCAAAAUAUGCAGAAUUUAUUGAUGAUUUAACUUCCCUAGUGAAGAACAAGGUUAUCCCAAUGAGUAGGAUUGAUGAUGCAGUGAGACGAAUAUUAAGGAUUAAGUUUAUGAUGGGUCUCUUUGAGAAUCCAAUGGCAGAUCCCAGCUUGGCAACUUAUCUUGGGAGGCAGGAACAUAGAGAGCUGGCAAGGGAGGCAGUGAGGAAAUCCCUUGUACUGCUAAAGAAUGGCAAGACUACUGAUCAGCCAUUACUGCCACUUCCUAAGAAAGUCCCAAGGAUCCUUGUGGCUGGAACUCAUGCUCACAAUCUGGGUUAUCAAUGUGGAGGCUGGACCAUUGAAUGGCAGGGCAGUCGCGGCAAUGAUCUUACCCUUGGAACCACCAUUCUAGCAGCUGUGAAGAACAAUGUUGAUCCAUCCACGCAGGUUGUUUACCAAGAAAAUCCACACCCCGAUUACAUCGAAUCCAACCAAUUCUCGUACGCCAUUGUCGUUGUUGGCGAGGCUCCAUACACAGAAUUUGCUGGGGACAGCACAAACCUCACCAUAAUCGAACCCGGCGGCAGCGUCAUCAAUAACGUCUGCGGCGCCGUGAAAUGUGUGGUGGUCGUGGUCUCCGGCCGGCCGGUGGUGAUGGAGCCGUAUGUGGAGAGCAUUGAUGCGCUCGUUGCUGCUUGGCUGCCGGGAAGUGAAGGGCAGGGCGUCGCCGAUGUUCUGUUCGGUGAUUACGGGUUCACCGGAAAACUUGCCCGCACUUGGUUCAGGACCGUCGGUCAACUUCCGAUGAACGUCGGCGACCCUCAUUACGACCCGCUCUUUCCGUUUGGGUUUGGGCUCACGACUGAACCGGUGAGUGUGAUUCGAGGGCCGGCCGGAGGGGUUUCGGUUAAAUGACUUGGUUGCCCUGCUUUGCCCAGGGAUUGUUGUUGUUCAAGUCUUCAAUUGCCACAACUAUUAUGUGGUGUUGUAUUUCUACAUGUUAUACUAAAUAAAGUAUAUGCAUAUAUAUUUUGGGGGAUUUUUAUUGAUUUUUGGUUCGGUUUGAAAUAGUUUGAAAGACAGAUUACCAAACAAAAUUGCCGGUUCAACUUCGAUUUCAUUUGAUUUUUCUUAGAUUUGGUUUGGUUGAACACAUUUUAGAACAAAUAUUAUGAAAGUCAAAUCAAAUUGAAUAUGAUUG